UAAAUUAGUCUUUCAUCGCUUUAAACCCUCUCCGUCUCUUCCCUCUCUCUCUCUCUCUCUCUCUCUCUCUCUCUCUAAGCGCCUCACUCUGCUCUCUAUCUCUCUCUCUUUCUUCUGCAGAGGCUCUGCUCUGAUCGUCCUCCAGCAUUUCACAUAUCGGCAUCAUCCGAAGCACUUUAGAUUGGUAUCAGAAGGAGAAGGAAUUAAAGAUUAAUCAAUCUUCAGAGACCGAAAGAUGUUGCAGGAUAUGUGGAAUGCUCCCCCGGGUUUCAGGCCCACAAAGUCGGCUCCUUCCUCGCCCGCCAAGCCGCUUGGUGUCUCGAGGACCCGGUCGGAGUCCUUCCACAUCACCCACAAAGUCCCCGUCGGGGACACCCCUUAUGUCCGAGCCAAGAAUGUUCAGUUGGUGGAUAAGGAUCCGGACAAAGCCAUUCCCAUGUUCUGGGCGGCCAUUAAUGCCGGAGAUCGAGUGGAUAGUGCCCUGAAGGACAUGGCCAUUGUUAUGAAGCAGCAGAAUCGGGCUGAGGAAGCCAUUGAGGCCAUCAAGUCACUCCGUGGUCGGUGCUCUGAUCAAGCCCAGGAGUCUCUCGAUAAUAUCUUGCUCGAUCUCUAUAAGAGAUGUGGGAGAUUAGAUGAUCAAAUUGCUCUGCUGAGGCAUAAGCUGUACUUGAUCCAGCAAGGGCUGGCGUUCAAUGGCAAGCGGACCAAGACCGCUCGGUCUCAGGGGAAGAAGUUUCAGGUCUCCGUCGAACAGGAAGCCACUCGAUUGCUGGGAAACUUGGGGUGGGCCCUGAUGCAGCAGAGCAACUACAUCGAGGCUGAGGAUGCUUACAGGAGGGCGCUCUCGAUCGCGCCCGACAACAACAAGAUGUGCAACUUGGGGAUCUGCCUGAUGAAACAGGGUAGGAUCACCGAGGCCAAGGAGACUCUGAGGAGGGUCAAGCCUGCAGCGGCUGAUGGGCCGCGUGGAGUGGACUCGCACCUUAAAGCUUAUGAGAGGGCUCAGCAGAUGCUCAAAGACCUUGAGUCCGAAAUGAUGAAUAAGAGUGUGGACCGAGUUGAGCAGAGCAGGCUCUUCGAUACUUUCCUUGGGUCCUCAUCGAUCUGGCAGCCUCAGCCCUGCAAGGAGCAGAGCAUUCCCUUGCCUGCAGCCUCCAAUGUGCCUAUGCCCAUUAAACUCAUUGAGAAUUUCCCGGAUGAGAAUGUCAACUCGAACAUAGUACCGGGCCCAGGCUUCUUCCCACAGCUGAAGAGCAACAAGAACCACCCUCCAGGAUUCUCUCACGGGAAUGCACUUAAUAUCGACGCACCGCCAUUUUACUCUGUGAAAUCAGUGAAGGACCCGAAUGAGAGCCUCAAGAGGACGAGGUCAGGAAAUGAAAUGAACUCCAUCAGAUUGGUCGAAACAAGCGAGUUGCCGAAGCCACUAACAACUGAGCCUGAGAAGCCUGAGAACAAGGUGAGGAGGGUGUCCCUUUCCCCGAAGGCAAGAUCAGAGGACUUGUCCCGUUUGUUGCCCAACAACGAUGAUUUCGAGGAGGCUAUUCUCGCUGCUAUAUUGGGUCCGAGCAGCCGAGAAGCCGGGAAGCCUGUAGAAAAUGUUAAUAGUAGCAGCACCAGCAACCCUUGGGUCUUGCCCCAGAAGAUUGACAAGAGGCUCAAGGCUUUUCAGGACAUUACACUCUCGCUGAGUCCAAGACCGAGGCCCUGAUUAAAUAAUUCUUUUUAUUUUAACUAAUUCAAUUCGAGAGAUUAUCCUAAAUCUAAUUUGAUUAGGUUGGAGAUGGACUUGUUCUCCUUCAUGUUAAUCCUUGUUUUCCAUAUGUUUAUUCAUUGAAGUAACCCCUUGGAACUAGGCAUCUAUUUCUGAAUAAAAAUAACGUCUUUUUUAGUUUC
Molecule: messenger RNA, 1896 nt
Organism: Punica granatum (pomegranate)
Lineage: Eukaryota; Viridiplantae; Streptophyta; Magnoliopsida; Myrtales; Lythraceae
Source: RefSeq, a predicted model, not a curated record